Messenger RNA from Penicillium antarcticum, 1800 nucleotides. RefSeq names its product MIP/aquaporin family protein. Gene Ontology annotation, biological process: water transport; glycerol transmembrane transport. The record is from RefSeq and is a predicted model, not a curated record. The coding region runs from base 1 to 1800 and encodes 599 amino acids. Gene Ontology annotation, molecular function: water channel activity; glycerol channel activity. Gene Ontology annotation, cellular component: plasma membrane. The transcript is spliced from 3 exons. Lineage: Eukaryota; Fungi; Ascomycota; Eurotiomycetes; Eurotiales; Aspergillaceae.
AUGGGUGAUCAUUCAUUCAACAAACACUCGCAGGGGUCUUCACUCCAUCCAAUUGAGGAACGCGAAAAUAGUCCCAAUUCUGUGUCUUCUAGCGAGACCUUGAACAAUUCGAAGAGCAAUCCACCUCCAAAAACACAGUAUUCUAAGGAAGUGAAACAGCAGCAAGAACAGCAACAAAAGUCUUCGUCAUCUCAACAGCGCUCACAGCCGGAAGCAUUCUCAAAUGAACAUCCACCUACACCACAAGGACAACCACAGACUCCACAAGGGCAACCAUCAACGCCCUUCGGCUCACGAGCUGCCUUCAAUAGACAGCCCACAGAAUCAGGAAGUCUAUACUACGGACACCAAUCUCAACAAAAUGGCUCGACCAGCGUACCAACCCGAGACACCGUUCGACGGGGACCUUCUCACACCCUGGCAGGUCCAGGGGCGAUGGACGACCAAGCAGCACAAGGACCUGUUUACUUGGAUCCCGAAUACCGGUCUAUGAACCCACGAUAUGGAAAAAACAACGAGCAGCCCGUGUGGGGAUUAGCAAAGCCUCUUCCGCGCGUUGUGAGACCCGGCAUGCGUCGCGAUGAAAAUUCCCAGCAGAAAGCAUACGAUACCAAGCCUCGAGGCGAAGCAGAAGCUGCACCAGAGCUUGGUGUAACGCCUGGUCUAUCCAACUCUCGUUCUAAUGCUAAUGAUACACCUGCUACGCCGGCCACACCUGCCACACCGACGCAACAUCCUCCCACAUAUGCAUCUGCGGCUCAACAGGGCGCUCCAGUGGAACAUGCCGUAUAUGGAACGCAGCCCGAUGGUCUGCUACGUCCAAUGGAAAGUGAAGCAGGUUGUGGUGGCGGAAUGAUGAAAGAGGAGGACAUGAACCAACCGGAACAAGAAGAAUUCCUAAACAACUGGGUGAAGAUUCGAAAUUACCUAAAGGAACCAUUUGCCGAAUGGCUCGCUACCACAAUAGCCCUCUUCAUCGGCCUAACGGGAACCCUCGCAGUAUCAACAGGAGGCACAAACGCCGGAACAAAACUCUCAGAGAACUGGUCCUGGGGACUCGGCUCAAUGGUCGGCAUCUACCUAGCAGGUGGUGUCUCCGGUGCUCAUCUCAAUCCAGGUAUAUCCAUUGCGCUCUGGAUAUUCCGUGGUUUUCCCGGUCGGCGAUGCUGCUACUAUGUUAUAGCGCAAAUAAUUGGUGCAAUUACCGCGGCAGGAUUGGCAUAUUGUAUCUACCGUGAUUCAAUUAUUACUUUCGCGCCGACUGCCAAGGCUGGUAGCUCCGGUCUUGGGUUUUAUACUGAGCCCAUGAGUCACAUCAGUUCUGCAACAGCUUUUUUUACGGAGUUCAUUGCUGAUGCGAUUCUUCUUUGUGUUAUCUUCGCUAUGGGUGAUGAUAGCAAUGCGCCGCCUGGUGCUGGUAUGCAUUCGUUUGUUAUUGGAUUGGUUAUUUAUGUGCUUUGUAUCUGUUUGGGGUUUAAUACUGGAGGGUGUUUGAAUCCAGUGCGAGACUUCGGUCCUCGUCUUGUUGCUCUUAUGGUCGGAUAUGGCGGUGAGACAUUCACUGCUCGGAAUGGCUGGUGGUUCUGGGGUGGUUGGGUUGCUACUAUUAGUGGCUGUCUUGUUGGUGCCGUUCUUUACGAUACAUUCAUCUUUAUUGGUGGUGAAUCUCCUAUCAACUAUGCGCCCAGACGGCGUAUGAGAGCGAAGCUCAAGGAAGAGACUAAAUGGCGGCAUAGACUUGGUAUCGGAAAAAGUAAAAUUCCGUCUUUAGAAGAUGGAAUCAAGAAAUUGGAAGAUUGA